Menidia menidia (Atlantic silverside) is the source of this 603-nucleotide messenger RNA. The record is from the annotation of a GenBank genome assembly. NCBI's taxonomy places the organism in Eukaryota, Metazoa, Chordata, Actinopteri, Atheriniformes, Atherinopsidae.
AUGGCCGAGCAGCAGAGACAGCGAUCUCUGUCCACUGCCGGGGAGUCCCUCUACCACGUGCUGGGGGUGGACAAGGUGGCAACGUCGGAUGAUAUUAAGAGAUCUUAUAGGAAACUGGCGUUAAAGUUUCACCCCGACAAGAACCCCGACAAUCCGGAGGCCGCGGAUAAGUUCAAGGAGAUCAACAAUGCCCACGCCAUUCUGAACGACCCCACAAAGCGCAACAUUUACGACAAAUACGGCUCCCUGGGGCUGUAUGUGGCCGAGCAGUUCGGAGAGGAGAACGUCAACACUUACUUUGUCCUCUCAAGCUGGUGGGCAAAGGCGCUGUUCGUCUUCUGUGGCCUGGCCACCGGAUGCUACUUCUGCUGCUGCCUGUGCUGCUGCUGUAACUGCUGCUGCGGGAGAUGUAAACCCCGGCCCAGGGAGGGCCAGGAGCAGGACUUCUACGUGUCGCCCGAGGACCUGGAGGCUCAGCUGCAGUCCGACGAGAGAGCAGAGGCUGGCGGCGACCCCAUAGUGCUGCAGCCCUCAGCGACAGAGACCACCCAGCUAACAUCGGACGGGCACUACUCCUACAACACCGACACCGGCUUCAACUAA